AUGCUGAAUAUAACUUUUGUCGCGAGGGUUAAUCAAAGCACGAAUCAGACAUUUACACUCUGUGUGUCAAGUCUUCUGUGGACUGGGCGAAAUGAAGGGUCAAGUAUCAGCGCGGGGUCGUUCGUCGCGCAACUUGUUGGUAAAGCCGAUCCUCAGUUAGUACAAAGACGCCUACCAAAAAUUGAUUGGGCCAAAUCGCACCUUGUGGAGGCCAAAAUCAGCGUGAUCUAA
Messenger RNA from Plasmopara halstedii, 231 nucleotides. RefSeq lists its product as uncharacterized. The record is from RefSeq and is a predicted model, not a curated record. The coding region runs from base 1 to 231 and encodes 76 amino acids. Lineage: Eukaryota; Oomycota; Peronosporomycetes; Peronosporales; Peronosporaceae. The transcript is spliced from 2 exons.